Messenger RNA from Notolabrus celidotus (New Zealand spotty), 2424 nucleotides. Its product is annotated as sterile alpha motif domain-containing protein 12-like. Gene Ontology annotation, molecular function: protein binding. The record is from RefSeq and is a predicted model, not a curated record. NCBI's taxonomy places the organism in Eukaryota, Metazoa, Chordata, Actinopteri, Labriformes, Labridae. Bases 128 to 406 code for a protein of 92 amino acids. The transcript has 4 exons. Gene Ontology annotation, cellular component: cytoplasmic side of plasma membrane. Gene Ontology annotation, biological process: cell surface receptor protein tyrosine kinase signaling pathway.
ACUUACUGUAACCAACACCUCAUGGAGUGAACAGGUACAGACAGAGGUCCAGACACAGGUCGACAUUCAUACUUUAUCAGACUCAGAGGGACCGGACAGAGGUCUUUGCUGAUGUGGUAUCGUGGCGAUGGUGCUGUCAAAGAGAGCUUCACUGUGGUCUGUGGAGGAGGUGCUGGAGUGGGUGCAGGAUCAGUAUCCAGCCCACAUGGGGACGCUUCAGAAAGCCAUAAUUAAACACGCCAUAUCAGGCCGUGCGCUGCUCAGGCUGAAGGAUCACCACCUGGAGCUUCUCGGUGUGGAGGCAGAGGAGCAGCAGCAGGAAAUCUUGCAGGACCUCCUCCUCCUCAGAGUUCAAGAAGAAAUCGAUGAACUCAGUGACAUCUGCUCGGAGUGUUUUUCUCCAUAACAGGAAAUAGAUAUCCCCAGAAGAAAUGCAACACACUUUUUCUAUUUCCCAUCCAUCCAUUCGUCCAUGUGAAGGAUGGAAAUAACAAGAGAAGGUGAAGAGACAGAAGAAUCAAUGAGGAGAGACGAGAGAAAGAAACCUAUUUCCUGUGUGAAAUGUGAUCGCUGCAGACGGAUGAGAUUAGUUUUUGUCGGAGCGUCUUUUUCUGAUCCCUGCUGUCCAUUAGUCUCUGUCUUUGUUCUUUCUCUGUCGUUGAAUAUUUUUAGCUACACUUACAGCGUGGCUCUUUGUGUGUCCGCCUCUGAGGUCUGGAUUAUUUCAACAGCUACAUAAUGAAUAAGAAGGAGACUGUAAACUUUUCAUCCAGCACUAUCAUCAAGUAAAACAUCUCAUUUCAGUCACUUUGGUUGAUGUAGUUAAACUCAUGACGGCUUCAGCUGCAAGUCACGGCUCUUAACUGCUUUUUACUAAUCGUCUCUGACAUGCUAAAGUACGUCACUUUGCACGGUUUAGUUUAUAACUGCUGAACAUUAAAUCUUAAACUCUUUUAUUUUGAGGACAUUUCUGUGUUAGCAUUUAGCUCAAAGCAUCACUCAAGCAAAACACAGCCUCUAAAGGGAGGGGACAAAAUAUCCAUACGACAAUAUAUCCUCUUACUAAAUCAUGCAUUUCAUGCUGGUGCCAAAUAUUUGCAUUUUUUAUUCCAUGCCGUGAACAGAUUUUGCUCCUAAUUUGAGUGUCACCACUUCAUGACCCCUCAUGGUGGCGCUAAUGCAGCACUUCACUGCGUUUAUCAGUUAUUGCAGAAUCACUGUAUUUUAAUUUAAUCAUCAUGGGCAAUAUAUCAGGUAUUAUCUCAUGUUAUAUUGAAUCGUACUGCAAUGAGAGUCACCCUGCAAUCCCAGCAUCUUGUAUUAAAUAACGGCAAUAGCAUAAAAUGUUAUGAAGUCGAUCAAUACCUACUAUCACCAUUUUACACACGUUUUUUAUGUGCAAAUAUUUUCUUUCAAAAUUGCAGUGACUAAUUAAAAAAAAAUCUGGAUAAUUAAUCUAGAGCUGAAAAUGUAUUAAGUGACAUAAACCAUUUAACAGCAUCAAAUCUAAACAAAGAAUAUCUGUUUAAAGCUCCUGUGAGCAACCUUUCGUCCAUGUUGAAUUUGGCGCCCCCUGUGGACAAAGCCAUAUUUGCUGAUUUUGUCCUGUACGUGUGUAAUCAGUAUUUCCCAACUAAAAAAAUCUCAUCCUGCUCUCUUGUAAAAGUCAAAUGUGUCACUAAUUAUGUGAUAAUGUGUUAAAAUGCUGAAUCAGCAGUAUAAAGUUAAGCACUUUGAUAACACCUACCCUCCAUCAGUGGUUUCAGACAUUAAAAAUAACUGUAGAGGCAAAGUCUUUCUUCUUGCUGAUGAUGUUAUUUGUAUUUUGAGUUCAUAAAGAGGCAUUAAUAUUAAUUUCAGUCUGUUACACAAUCAGAUAAAAACUCCAUACUGGAGCUUUAAUUGGUGUAAAGGUAAUGUCAUGAUGUCACACUGUCUUAAACUAGGUAACUAGGAAUUUCAUGUCGCACAUAUCUCAUCGACUGAAACUGGCUUUACAUUUCAGAUGAUGGUUUUAAUCUUCUGUCUUAUGUUUAAUUGCUUUUCCUUGUUUGUUUUUGACUGAUAAACCACAAACAGUGCGCUGUAUACAUCACUGAAAACAACUAACUGAACAUCUCAACUUGCUGGAUUUAGUGUUGUUGUGUUUGACAAGACUGUAUUUGCUCAUUUGAUUAAGGUGAUGACUUUUAAGACUGGCUGCAACUGAUAAAAAAUGUGUUUAUUUCCUUAAUUCAAGAGGUCCUUAAACUUUCUGAUGACUGUUUCAUGAAGUGUUUAUGAUGUUAGUCUGCUUUCAGUGCUUAUUAUAAGCCUCAAUACCACUGUACAUUUCUGUUACAUAGAAUUGUCACUGUUGCUUCAUGAUUGAUAGCAUUGCUCCAGUACAUUUGGUGGAAUUAAACAGCUGUUAUGGCCACAGAA